This is a messenger RNA of Paramuricea clavata, 525 nucleotides long. The record is from the annotation of a GenBank genome assembly. Lineage: Eukaryota; Metazoa; Cnidaria; Anthozoa; Malacalcyonacea; Plexauridae.
AUGGAAAUAAAAGAUAACUUUAAUCCCAUUCAAACGAAUGACAAUCACAUUUAUGUUGCUAAUGAGAUGUCCACACAAACGUCUACCCACAGUUUUAAAGAUCCAAGUCAGGUGAAUCCUUUAGCGGAGCGUUUACCAGAAGUAGGGCUUUAUGAUAAUAUGACAGAGCAAAUGGGCGAAAGUAAAACGAAACGUCAAUUGACUAACGAAAAUAAAGAAUGGUUGGGACGUUUACCUCUGAUCAAAACCCCUACGAUUAGAAAUCUUGUAAAACAACCUAUUUCUCCUACUAGAAAUGGGCAACUACAAAAUCAGGCUGAAAGGCAGUAUAGACCAAAUAAAACAAAUGAACAACUGCAAAAAAAUUAUUUUCGGAACCGCCAGCGCUUUCGGAACAGACCGCCUCAAGCGCAGAAUCGCCAGAACAAAUCGUGUCCGGGCCACCAGAUCAAAGCGGCCAACAGCACCAAUCUUCCUUGGUUUCGGUACCGAAUGCAAAGAAAGGGGUCAGAAUCGAAUGGAUGA